AUGGCCGACUCAUUACUUGAGCUGCUGGCUCCACACCUGCAGACCCAGACUCCAACCUCAACUCCAACUCACGAUGCCACCACCGAGCAGUAUUUGACUCGCCUGUCUACUCUCUCCCUCGACUCUCUCCAAUCCACUGAACCACAAUCACUCGCACAAUCCUCGCAUUCAACCCUCCUCUCUCUCCAGGCCCUCUCCAACCGAUCUCACCGGGCAUUUAUCACAUCAGCCGAUAACCUGUCGACACUCCGUACAAACAUUCCCCAGUUGACGAGUGAGGCGCAACAGCUACGUGAUGCCCUGCCCAAACUCGACGAGGAGACCGUGGGAUUUUCCACCAAAUACAGCAAGAUUACAGACAAUGCCGCUCUAGAACGACGAAAGAAGGCCAUGCAGCUGGCCCGCAACGUUGAUAGACUGUCUGAUAUUCUCGAAUUACCAUCCCUCCUCUCUACCGCCGUGUCUGCCGCCUCUGCCAACUCCGGUGCCGGUGCGGCAUCCACCACCUAUUCCUCCGCCCUCGAUUUGCAUGCACAUAUCAAGCGACUUCAAACUUUAUACCCCGAUUCUCCCCUGAUUCAAGAUGUCGUAUCCCAGGCGGAGGAUGCGAUGAAAGAAAUGACAACCAAUCUGAUUGCGGGACUCCGAACUCAAAACUUGCGGCUGGCAGCUGGAAUGCGAACCGGGGGAGGGGAAGGGGCACUGGGUGCUGUUUUCUUGAUCUGCCGACUGGCACACUUGGUGUCGACCUUGGAGGCAUUAGAACCACUUCGGGAGUUAGCCGAUCAAGAAACACAGCGAAGGACUCACGCAAAGGAAAAACCCGAGACCUGGUCGAAUGGUCAACAAACCGACCGCUACUUGAAACGAUAUAUUGAGAUCUUCCGUGAACAAAGCUUUGCGAUUGUCUCGCUAUACAAGAACAUAUUCGACUCCGAACAAUCCGAGACUGAAACGGCCGUGUCCGGGCUGAGAGGCAUCAACAAGGCCGAAAAAUUGGCAUCCCAACCAGCGCGAACCAGUGAUCCCUUGCAAAAACUGCCGCCCGCCCUCGCGACAUUCCCGAUGUACCUUGUGCAAUUACUCACCGACACCAUGCGGGCAUAUCUCCCCAACGUACGGGAUCGAGGCUCACGAGAGAGUCUGCUUACGCAGCUUCUGUACUGUGCGGCUAGCCUUGGUCGCCUUGGGGGCGACUUUGGGAUGAUUCUGACGGAACUGGGUGAUGAGGAGGAGCUCAGCUACGAAUGGGAGGAUGUAAUGCGCAAGCACCGCGCGCUCGCCGGUCGACUGGAGCAAUUGACCAGCCGAGUCGCUGUGCAUUGA
Penicillium cosmopolitanum is the source of this 1326-nucleotide messenger RNA. Its product is annotated as Dor1-like family protein. Gene Ontology annotation, biological process: intra-Golgi vesicle-mediated transport; cytoplasm to vacuole targeting by the Cvt pathway. The transcript is spliced from 2 exons. Gene Ontology annotation, cellular component: COG complex. The record is from RefSeq and is a predicted model, not a curated record. Bases 1 to 1326 code for a protein of 441 amino acids. Lineage: Eukaryota; Fungi; Ascomycota; Eurotiomycetes; Eurotiales; Aspergillaceae.